AGUUCACAGUAGCUUAGACGGUGUUGUGUUGCCCACCGUAAAGAUUAAUCAUCUCGAGAGCUGAAAUGCAUCGUCCAGCGGAUGGAUAUUCACAGGGAUAGUAUGUACAGCGCUGAAUGACGCAGAGUAGAAACAGCACGAACCAGUGUAAGUACACCGAGGCAUGAUAUAUGCGGUCACUUAAUAACUAUUCAAUCAGGCAAGAGAACUUGUACCGUGCUCAUUUACAGCGUCGACGCCCGGCACUUAUUGCGCUCACAUCUCAGGUACGAGCACAUCGACGGGAAUGGCGACCUCAAACAAUCUGCAGGUUACAUAUGACAUUAUUCUCCAGUUGCUGCACCCGGCAUAUCUACAGGUUCCAGGAAAAUGAGUAUACUUCUAUGCUGUACACUUUUAUCUUGUACGGCGAACGCAAAACUACGAGAGCGACGAGGCGAAGGGGCUAAUAUGCAUGACUUACUAUACAAUGAGAUCCAGAUCUAGCAUCAGA
Messenger RNA from Laetiporus sulphureus 93-53, 493 nucleotides. RefSeq lists its product as uncharacterized. The transcript has a single exon. The record is from RefSeq and is a predicted model, not a curated record. The coding region runs from base 171 to 449 and encodes 92 amino acids. Lineage: Eukaryota; Fungi; Basidiomycota; Agaricomycetes; Polyporales; Laetiporaceae.